Messenger RNA from Schistocerca gregaria, 366 nucleotides. RefSeq lists its product as uncharacterized. NCBI's taxonomy places the organism in Eukaryota, Metazoa, Arthropoda, Insecta, Orthoptera, Acrididae. The record is from RefSeq and is a predicted model, not a curated record. The transcript has a single exon. Bases 1 to 366 code for a protein of 121 amino acids.
AUGGUAGUAUGUGAAGUGUAUUGUUAUCUUGGCUUGCAAGUCCAAAGAUUUAAUGAUUGUAUGAAGAUUAAUCAGACUGCAUAUGUGAAAAGAGUGUUAGCCAGGUAUCAUAUGACUGACGCAAAGCCAAUAUCAUUACCAAUUGAACCUGAAUGGAUAUCUAGUAAUUCACCACCAUCUACUGAUACCGACACUUACCGAGAAAUUAUUGCCAGUCUCACGUAUUUAACAUUGGGGUCACGUCCAUAUCUAGCUUAUGCUGUAAAUGUUGUUUCAAGAGCACAAGAUUCGCCUACUGAAGCACACCUAAAAUUGAAUAAACGAUUUCUUCACUAUUUGAGGGGUACUAUAAAUGAUGGAAAAUGA